Messenger RNA from Hyaloperonospora brassicae, 3534 nucleotides. The record is from the annotation of a GenBank genome assembly. NCBI's taxonomy places the organism in Eukaryota, Oomycota, Peronosporomycetes, Peronosporales, Peronosporaceae.
AUGACGCUCGACUUGGCCGCGUCGCGGUCCCUCCCCGAGCGCAUCUCGUUCCCCGACGAAGAGCUCAAGAUCCUCGACCAAUGGGCGCAGCUCGACGCGUUCCAGAAGUCGCUCGCGCUGUCGAAAGACCGGCCGCCGUUCACGUUCUACGACGGGCCGCCGUUCGCCACGGGACUGCCGCACCACGGCCACAUCUUGGCGGGCACGAUCAAAGACACGGUCACGCGCUAUGCGCAUCAGACGGGGCACUACGUCGAGCGUCGCUUUGGCUGGGACUGCCACGGACUGCCCAUUGAGAACGAGAUCAACAAGAAACUCGGCGUCACGACAAAGGAACAGGUGCUCGACAUGGGCAUUGGCACGUACAAUGCCGAGUGUCGCAGCAUUGUCCAGCGCUACACGGGCGAGUGGGAGCGCGUGGUCAAGCGCAUUGGCCGCUGGAUCGACUGCACGAACGACUACAAGACCAUGGAGCCGUGGUACAUGGAGUCUGUCUGGCACGUCUUCCGCACGAUCUUUGACAAGGACUUGGUCUAUCGCGGCUACAAGAUCCUGCCCUACUCGACGGCCUGCACGACGUCGCUGUCGAACUUUGAAGCCAAUUUGGACUACCGGGACACGCCCGACCCGUCGGUGAUUGUCAACUUCCCGCUCGUCGAGGACCCGCACGUAAAGCUCUUGGCGUGGACGACCACGCCAUGGACACUGCCGUCCAACUUGGCGCUCUGUGUGAACGAGGCGUUUGCGUACGUGAAGAUCAAAGACGUGCCGACCGGCAAUGUGUACGUGCUCGCUGAAGCACGGCUGUGUCAAGUGUACCCCAAGAUGACCAAGAAGGGCUACAAAGGCGGCGAGUUUGAGGUGCUCGAGACGUUCAAAGGAGCGGCGCUCGUUGGCAAACAGUAUGUGCCGCUGUUCGACUGCUUUCAGGACUGGCCGAAGGCUUUCCGCGUGCUGUCCGACGACUACGUCUCUGACUCGGGUGGUACGGGCAUUGUCCACCAGGCCCCUACGUUUGGCGAAGACGAUUACCGCGUCUGUGUGCGCGAAGGCGUGGCGGACAAGUUUACGCUGCCGGACCCGCUCGAUGACAAUGGUAUCUUUACCGACGCUGUGCCGCUCGUCAAGGGGUUGCACGUGAAGAAGGCGGACGACGUGAUUUGCCAGGACCUCAAGACCCGUGGACGCCUCGUGUCGAAGGGAACUGAAGUGCAUAGUUACCCGUUCUGCUACCGUUCAGGCACGCCGUUGAUCUACCGAGCCAUCCCCGGUUGGUUUGUCAACGUCGAGCGGAUCCGCGACCGCAUUGUGGCCAACAAUAAGCUCACGUCCUGGGUGCCCAGCUUUGUGCAGGAGAAGCGGUUCCACAACUGGCUGGUAGAUGGCAAAGACUGGAACGUAUCGCGGGGUCGGUUCUGGGGCACGCCGCUGCCGCUGUGGGUGAGCGAGGACUACGAAGAGGUGGUGUGCGUGGGGUCGAUCGCCGAGCUGGAGGAAUUGACGGGCGAGAAGGUGACCGACUUGCACCGCGAAUUCAUUGACCACUUGACGAUCCCGUCCAAGCAAGGCAAGGGCGUGCUCCGCCGCGUGCCCGAGGUGUUUGACUGCUGGUUCGAAAGCGGGUCCAUGCCGUAUGCGCAGCAGCACUAUCCGUUCGAGAACAAGGCGAAGUUUGAAGCGACGUUUCCAGCUGACUUUGUGGCCGAGGGGCUUGACCAGACCCGGGGUUGGUUUUACACGCUCAUGGUGCUGUCGACGGCACUGUUUGACAAACCUGCCUUCAAGAACCUGAUCGUGAACGGUCUCGUGCUGGCUGAAGAUGGCCGCAAGAUGAGCAAAAGUCUCAAGAACUUUACCGACCCCGAGGAGAUCUUGCAAAAGUACGGGGCCGACGCGCUUCGGCUGUACUUGAUCAACUCCCCCGUCGUGCGUGCGGAGCCUCUCAAGUUCCAGGCUGCAGGUGUACUGGGGGUCGUCCGAGAGAUCUUUCUGCCGUGGUUCAACUCGGUGCGGUUUUUCGCUCAGCAGGCCACCCGCCUGCAGCUCGAGACGGGUGUCGUGUUCGUGCCCAGUCGCCAGGCAGCUCUAACGUCGACGAACGUGAUGGACCGUUGGAUCAUUGCUGCUCUGCACAACCUCAUCAAGUUUGUGCACGUGGAGAUGAAGGCAUAUCGCCUGUACACGGUCGUCCCGCGCCUUGUGAGCUUUAUCGGCCAGCUGACCAACUGGUACGUGCGUCUCAAUCGUCCGCGGCUCAAAGGCAGUGCUGGGAGUGAUGAAGCUGCUGUAGCGCUCUCGGCGCUGUACGGGGUCGAGUACAACCUCGUUAAGAUCAUGGCGCCCUUCACGCCGUUCUUCACCGAGUACAUGUACCAGUUCCUGCGUCAGUUCCACCCAAACGCUGUGGAUGGCGGCCGCACCGACUUGGCCGAAGACGCCGAUGGUGUGUCUGCCAGCGUCCACUUCCUCAUGCUCCCGGACUUUGACCCGAGUCGCGUGAACGAAGAAGUCGAAGUGCUGAUGCAGAACUUGCAGAGCGUCGUGGAGAUGGGCCGCGUCGUGCGGGAACGUCGUGGGAUCUCGCUCAAGACGCCAGUGAUGAAGGUCAUUGUCGUGUCGAGCGACCAGCAGACGCUCGACGGUCUGCGUCGGCUCGAGACGUACCUCCACGACGAGCUCAACAUGCGCGACCUCGAGUUCUCGACGGACGAGAAGCAGUGGUGUGUGCUGAAAGCCGAAGCCAACAGCCGCGCACUGGGUCGGCGCCUCGGCAAGGCCUUGUCCAGCGUGAAGACAGCCAUCGCGCAGCUCACGCACGACGACGUUGCUGCGUACGUGUCCAGCGGAAGCGUCACGAUCGAUGGCUACGAACUGACGGGCGACGACCUCGUGGUCAAGCGGGAAUUCAAGGGCGACGCCACCAUCUACGAAGCUGAUGUGUCGCCCCAGGGGAACCUCCUGGUGGUCAUUGAUACGCGAGAAGACGAGCAGCUCAAGAUGCAGGGCUGGGCGCGCGAGCUGGUCACCCGCGUGCAGAAGCUGCGGAAAAAAGCGGGCCUGGUCGUGCAGGACAAGAUCCACGUGUAUUUCGAGGAGAAGAACGGCGACGGCGACGACGACGGACCGAUCUCGAAGGCCAUCCAGGCGUCCGUGGCCAUGAUUGCCUCGACGCUGGGGACCGCUCCUGCCCCCGUGGCGCUGCAGCCGGCGCACAGUGUACCCAUCGUGUCGGAAGAAGCUCAGUUCGCCGACUCGAGCGUGAAGCUCAUUGUCGCUCGUCCGGCUGUGCUCUUUGCGUCGGCCGCUGUCCUGGCAAAGCACGAGGCGGCGAUGCCAGUGGACCAGUUGACGACGUACGUGGCGUCGAUGAAGUACGACGACGUCCAGACGGCGCUCGAGUCGAGUGACGCGGCAGUGACCGUCCGCACCGCUGGCGCCGAAGCGACACUACGAGCCAACGUCGACGUGUUUCUGGACGCGACAGCGCUGGCAAAGGCGGUGAACGAGCCAAAGCUGUCGUGGCUGGUCCUGUAA